AUGGAGCGGUGCAGCCGCUGCCAUCGCCUCCUGCUGCUGGUGCCGCUGCUGCUGGGGCUGAGCGCCGCCCCCGCCUGGGCAGGUGCAGCCCCCGUGGACGUGCUUCGGGCCCUGAGGUUCCCCGCCCUCCCUGACGGUGUCCGGAGGGCGAGAGGCAUCUGUCCAGAUGAUGUGGCCUACCGAGUGUCCCGGCCUGCCCAGCUCAGCGCACCCACCCGUCAGCUCUUUCCAGGAGGCUUUCCCAAAGAUUUCUCUCUGCUGACUGUGGUCCGGACCCGCCCAGGCCUCCAGGCGCCCCUCCUGACCCUCUACAGUGCCCAGGGCGUCCGGCAGCUGGGCCUGGAGCUCGGCCGGCCCGUCCGCUUCCUGUACGAGGACCAGACUGGACGGCCGCAGCCGCCGGCUCAGCCUGUCUUCCGAGGCCUCAGCCUGGCAGAUGGCAAGUGGCACCGUGUGGCUGUGGCUGUGAAAGGCCAGUCCGUCACCCUCGUAAUUGACUGUAAGAAGCGAGUCACGCGACCCCUCCCCCGGAGCGCCCGCCCAGUGCUGGACACUCGGGGCGUGAUCAUCUUUGGUGCUCGGAUCCUGGACGAGGAAGUCUUCGAGGGUGAUAUUCAGGAGCUUUCCAUCAUCCCGGGGGUGCAAGCUGCCUACGAAUCCUGUGACCAGAAGGAGAUGGAGUGCGAGGGGGGUUGGAGGGAGAGACCUCAGAGACAGCAGUCUCACAGAACCCAGAGAUCACCGAAGCAGCAACCACCAAGACUUCACAGGCCACAAAACCAGGAACCCCAGCCACAGUCCACUGAGUCUGUCUACUAUGACUACGAGCUCCCCUAUGUGAUGACUACUGGCACCACCCCUGAUUAUCAGGACCCCACCCCAGGUGAAGAGGAAGGAAUCCUGGAGUCAAGUCCUUUGCCACCCCCUGAGGAGGAGCAGACAGAUCUCCAGGUCCCCCCCACAGCCGACAGGUUCCUGACAGAGGAAUAUGGGGAGGGUGGCACAGAGCCCCCAGCAGGGCCCUACGAUUACACCUAUGCCUACGGGGAUGAUUACCGCGAGGAGACGGAGCUUGGCCCUGCCCUGUCUGCGGAGACAGCCCGCUCGGGAGCCGCUGCCCGUGGACCCCGGGGGCUGAAGGGAGAGAAGGGGGAGCCUGCAGUGCUGGAACCUGGCAUGCUAGUGGAGGGGCCCCCUGGUCCAGAAGGCCCUGCGGGAUUUCCUGGUCCCCCUGGUAUCCAAGGCAACCCAGGCCCAGUUGGAGACCCAGGCGAGAGGGGCCCCCCGGGCCGAGCAGGGCUCCCUGGAUCAGACGGUGCCCCUGGCCCUCCUGGAACAUCCCUCAUGCUCCCCUUCCGGUUCGGCAGUGGUGGGGGCGACAAGGGCCCCGUGGUGGCGGCCCAGGAGGCCCAGGCCCAGGCGAUUCUGCAGCAGGCGCGGAUGGCCCUCCGAGGACCCCCCGGCCCCAUGGGAUACACAGGCCGCCCUGGCCCCCUGGGACAACCCGGGAGCCCUGGCAUGAAAGGAGAGUCUGGAGACCUGGGACCUCAGGGCCCCAGAGGACCUCAGGGCCUCAUGGGCCCUCCUGGCAAGGCGGGGCGAAGGGGCCGAGCGGGUGCUGAUGGAGCCCGAGGGAUGCCUGGGGAACCUGGAGUGAAGGGUGACCGAGGAUUUGAUGGCCUCCCAGGGCUGCCUGGGGAGAAGGGACACAGAGGUGAUACUGGUGCCCAGGGCCUUCCUGGGCCCCCUGGUGAGGAUGGAGAGAGAGGAGACGACGGAGAGAUCGGGCCUCGGGGGCUGCCGGGAGAGUCGGGACCUCGAGGUCUCCUUGGCCCCAAAGGCCCUCCUGGGAUUCCUGGACCCCCGGGGGUCCGAGGCAUGGAUGGUCCCCACGGUCCCAAAGGCAGCUUGGGACCCCAGGGAGAACCAGGACCUCCCGGGCAGCAGGGCACCCCCGGGACCCAGGGUCUCCCUGGGCCCCAGGGUGCCAUCGGCCCUCAUGGAGAGAAGGGUCCUCGAGGGAAACCAGGGCUGCCUGGCAUGCCCGGCUCAGAUGGACCCCCGGGUCACCCGGGCAAGGAAGGCCCCCCCGGAACCAAAGGAAACCAGGGGCCAUCCGGACCUCAGGGUCCUCUGGGGUACCCAGGACCUCGGGGCAUCAAGGGCGUGGAUGGAAUUCGGGGUCUGAAGGGUCACAAGGGUGAAAAGGGCGAGGAUGGCUUUCCUGGCUUCAAAGGUGACAUGGGUGUGAAAGGCGACAGGGGCGAGGUCGGAGUCCCCGGUUCCAGGGGCGAGGAUGGCCCUGAGGGGCCGAAGGGGCGCACUGGACCCACGGGGGACCCUGGGCCCCCAGGGCUCAUGGGCGAGAAGGGCAAGCUGGGUGUUCCUGGUCUGCCUGGCUACCCCGGACGCCAGGGCCCCAAGGGGUCCCUGGGAUUUCCGGGUUUUCCUGGAGCCAGUGGAGAGAAGGGAGCCCGGGGCCUGUCAGGAAAAUCAGGGCCUCGGGGAGAGCGUGGCCCCACGGGUCCGCGUGGUCAGCGGGGACCUCGAGGCGCCACCGGGAAGUCUGGAGCCAAGGGAACCUCAGGUGGAGAUGGCCCCCACGGGCCUCCCGGAGAGAGGGGUCUCCCUGGGCCUCAGGGCCCCAACGGAUUUCCUGGCCCCAAAGGACCCCCGGGCCCCCCCGGGAAGGACGGGCUGCCGGGACACCCAGGCCAGAGAGGAGAAGUGGGCUUCCAAGGGAAGACCGGCCCCCCUGGCCCCCCAGGAGUGGUGGGACCCCAGGGAGCCGCCGGGGAAACCGGGCCCAUGGGGGAGCGAGGUCACCCAGGCCCGCCCGGCCCCCCUGGAGAGCAGGGACUGACCGGAACAGCUGGGAAAGAAGGCACGAAGGGUGACCCCGGACCCCCUGGGGCCCCAGGGAAGGAUGGUCCCGCUGGUCUGAGGGGCUUUCCGGGAGAGAGAGGCCUCCCUGGCACUGCUGGCGGGCCUGGUUUGAAGGGGAAUGAAGGGCCGGCUGGUCCCCCUGGCCCUGCGGGAUCCCCUGGUGAGCGAGGUUCGGCAGGAUCCGGGGGACCCAUUGGCCCCCCAGGGCGCCCGGGACCGCAGGGUCCGCCUGGAGCAGCGGGAGAGAAAGGUGUCCCGGGCGAGAAAGGCCCCAUCGGUCCGACCGGCCGCGAUGGGGUGCAGGGUCCCGUGGGGCUUCCUGGCCCCGCCGGGCCCCCGGGUGUGGCAGGAGAGGAUGGAGACAAGGGUGAGGUGGGAGACCCUGGACAGAAGGGCGCCAAAGGCAACAAAGGGGAGCACGGCCCCCCUGGGCCCCCUGGACCCAUCGGGCCUGUGGGGCAGCCUGGCGCUGCGGGGGCAGAUGGGGAGCCUGGAGCUCGGGGUCCCCAGGGACACUUCGGAGCCAAAGGUGACGAAGGAACAAGAGGAUUCAAUGGACCCCCGGGACCCAUUGGUCUGCAGGGUCUGCCAGGCCCCUCAGGGGAGAAGGGAGAAACAGGAGACGUGGGCCCGAUGGGACCACCUGGCCCCCCAGGACCUCGAGGCCCAGCUGGACCCAACGGAGCAGAUGGUCCACAAGGCCCCCCAGGAGGUGUUGGGAACUUGGGUCCCCCUGGAGAGAAGGGGGAGCCAGGAGAGUCAGGAUCUCCGGGAGUCCAGGGCGAGCCAGGGGUCAAGGGUCCACGUGGGGAGCGCGGGGAGAAAGGAGAGACCGGGCAGGCAGGAGAGGCGGGACCACCGGGGCCUAAGGGCCCCGCCGGCGACGACGGUCCCAAAGGGAACCCCGGUCCUGUUGGUUUUCCUGGUGACCCUGGCCCUCCUGGAGAAGUUGGCCCUCGGGGCCAGGAUGGCGCCAAGGGUGACCGUGGAGAGGAUGGGGAGCCAGGACAGCCUGGGUCCCCCGGUCCCACGGGGGAGAAUGGACCUCCUGGACCGCUUGGAAAGAGGGGACCUGCGGGCACGCCUGGUCCUGAAGGGCGACAAGGAGAGAAGGGCGCCAAGGGGGAUCCUGGCGCUGUGGGCGCCCCAGGGAAGACAGGCCCUGUGGGUCCUGCAGGCCCAGCAGGAAAGCCUGGUCCUGACGGCCUGAGAGGUCUCCCUGGCUCAGUGGGUCAGCAAGGCCGUCCCGGGGCCACAGGCCAGGCCGGACCUCCAGGCCCUGUGGGACCCCCAGGGCUGCCUGGCCUCCGGGGCGAUGUUGGGGCCAAGGGAGAGAAGGGUCACCCAGGUCUCAUCGGACUCAUCGGCCCCCCUGGGGAGCAGGGGGAGAAGGGUGAUCGCGGGCUUCCUGGUCCUCAGGGCUCUACCGGGCAAAAGGGAGAGACGGGCAUCCCGGGAGCAUCUGGCCCCAUUGGUCCUGGAGGGCCCCCCGGCCUCCCUGGACCUGCUGGCCCCAAAGGAGCCAAAGGAGCCACAGGCCCGGCCGGACCUAAGGGAGAGAAGGGCGUCCAGGGUCCUCCGGGACACCCGGGCCCCCCGGGCGAAGUGAUCCAGCCCCUGCCCAUCCAGAUGCCCAAGAAGACGCGGCGCUCGGUGGACGGAAGCCGCCUGAUGCAGGAAGAUGAAGCUGUGCCGACUGGGGGCGCCCCGGGCAGUCCUGGGGGGCUGGAGGAGAUCUUUGGCUCCCUGGACUCCCUGCGGGAGGAAAUCGAGCAAAUGAGGCGGCCCACGGGGACCCAGGACAGCCCUGCUCGCACCUGCCAGGACCUGAAGCUCUGCCACCCGGAGCUACCCGACGGAGAGUACUGGGUCGACCCCAACCAGGGCUGUGCUCGGGAUGCCUUCCGGGUUUUCUGCAACUUUACGGCUGGAGGGGAAACCUGUGUGACGCCCAGGGACGAUGUCACGCAGUUCUCCUACGUGGACUCCGAGGGCGCCCCAGUGGGCGUGGUGCAGCUCACCUUCCUGCGGCUGCUCAGCGUCUCAGCCCGCCAGAACAUCUCCUACCCCUGCUCUGGGGAGGCCCAGGACAGCCCCCUGAAGCUCCGGGGGGCCAACGAGGACGAGCUGAGCCCGGAGACCAGCCCCUACGUCAAGGAGAUCCGGGACGGCUGCCAGACCCAGCAAGGCCGGACGGUGCUGGAGGUUCGCACGCCUGUGCUGGAGCAGCUGCCGGUGCUGGACGCCUCCUUCUCGGACCUGGGGGCCCCUCCAAGGCGGGGCGGGGUGCUGCUGGGGCCUGUCUGCUUCAUGGGCUAGGACCUCCUCCUCCGUCUGACCCUGCCCGCCGACGCCAGGCCCACCUGGAAUCCCACAGCGUCGGCUCUGUGCCACCUCGCAGGAGGGCUUCUCACCCUCCAGGGGCCUUGGGCCAGGGCCCCGAGAGCCCCCCGUCAGGGGUAAAGCAGGAGAGGAGCACCCCGGGCCUCGCGGCCCUCCCCCUGGAGCCUGUGCCCUGCUCGACAGCCGAGACCCUUAUUUAAACUUUACCUCCCAGUCACCCCAAACACGUGGAAGAGAAGAGAAAGGACACUGUGUAUUUUGUAUUUAAAAGUAAUUAUUAAUUAUUUAAAGCGGGGGGAAAACAAAAUGACAAAAAAGAUAGAGAAAUGCCAACAAAUAUCAGCGGACUUUGGAGACGGGGCUCUCCAGGGGUGGCCCCAGCACCCUCCUCCUCGCCUCAGGGCUUUCCUCAGUGACUGUGGGGGGCUGGGGGCCGACCCCCGCCUCCCUCACACCCACCCGCAGCACCCACUGUGAACGCUGGAAUACACGGCCUCCUUUGUCUCA
Messenger RNA from Dama dama (fallow deer), 5736 nucleotides. It is a transcript of the gene COL11A2, whose product is annotated as collagen type XI alpha 2 chain. Bases 1 to 5205 code for a protein of 1734 amino acids. Gene Ontology annotation, molecular function: extracellular matrix structural constituent. The transcript has 66 exons. Lineage: Eukaryota; Metazoa; Chordata; Mammalia; Artiodactyla; Cervidae. The record is from RefSeq and is a predicted model, not a curated record.